AUGCUUUCCCUGGUCCUUAAGGCUGAGUUGGAGGGCGUAACCGACCUCCAGCCCUCUGACACCGAGGAAAACCCCUACUUUUACACUUUCAAGGUGCAAUGCAGUUCUUGCCGCGAGACGCACCCGAACUGGGUCAGCUUCAAUCGGUUUGAGCAACAUGAGAUCCCCGGUAGCCGUGGCGAGGCCAACUUCGUCUGGAAGUGCCGGCUAUGCACGAAAACUCACACUGCUUCCAUUAUCUCGGGCCCCAAUGUCUACGAAGCUGAUGAGAAGAAGGCUGGCAAGAAGAUCAUCGAGCUGGACUGCCGCGGACUUGAGUUCGUCGACUUCCAGGCUGAUGGAGAGUGGGAGGCCAAGGGUGCUGAGACCACCACACGUUUCAAGGAAAUCGAUCUCAUGGAGGGUGAGUGGUAUGACUACGAUGAGAAGGCUGGUGAGGUCAGCAUCAAGGAGAUCACCUGGACUCUUAGCCGUUGA
Penicillium pulvis is the source of this 477-nucleotide messenger RNA. Its product is annotated as CXXC motif containing zinc binding protein. The transcript has 5 exons. The record is from RefSeq and is a predicted model, not a curated record. Bases 1 to 477 code for a protein of 158 amino acids. NCBI's taxonomy places the organism in Eukaryota, Fungi, Ascomycota, Eurotiomycetes, Eurotiales, Aspergillaceae. Gene Ontology annotation, molecular function: zinc ion binding.